AUGGCAGCUCGUUUGGGAAAAAGUGUGCAAAAUUGUCAUCGAGUUGCUGGCUUUCUAUAUAUUGCUGAAUUAGCACACUCGAUCGGUAAUAAGUAUCUAGAAAAGUAUCAUCAUUUUCCAAGCAACGGUAUUAUUACGUCUGAAUUUGUCGAUCGUAUUGAAAACUUAUAUACUGACCAUCUAAUGAAUAACAAUAAAGACGAAAUGCAGCAUUGUAUUUCACUUGAAAUAGUUGAACGAUGUCGUGACCUUGUUAUUGGCAACAUCGAGCAAUAUAAAUUACUCAUGUAUUUAAGUCCAGAAGAAAAAUUUUCAGAAACCAAAUCAUCUUCGUCAUCGACAACAUCUUGCAAACACGAACAAAACAAUGAACAAUUAUCUAAAAAACAAAAACGUAUUAUACGAUUGCAACCACGCAUGACUGAAAUAAUGGCUCGGGUGCUACUGUUUAGAUCAGUUACUUUUACAUCUAGUAGCCUUUAUACUGACCGAGUCAUCAAGCGAUCAGCCAGCAUUCUUGGUUCGGCAAUAGAAAAAUUAAUUGAAUUAGAUUUUAUUCUUAUAGUAAAGAAAGGUUUAUUCAGUUCAAAAUGGACAUCUAUAUAUGUUAAAGCAUUGCCUGAUCCAUUUUCAAUCAAUGAUCAAAUGAAUUUUGAAUGUAAAUUAGGUGAACUAGGUGUCUCUGAACUUAAUUUCGAGACCUACCGAGAUACUUGUCAUGAACUUCUCAUCGAGGGGAAGGGAACAGUAUCCGAUGAAUUAAUUCGUGUUUUGCAACGGCCGGAAUAUUUGGCAUUAAAUCUUGACACUAGUAGUCUUCUUCAAAGAUCCACAAAUUCAAAAUCGAUUGACAAUGAAGCUGCUAAUUCUAAAUCAUUUGUAAAUGAAGAUACUAAUUCUCAAUCAAUUGAAAAUGAAGAUACUAAUUCUAAAUCGAUUGAAAAUGAAGAUGUCAAUUCAUUACAUACGUCAACUAGUAUGUAUCUCAAGAAUAAUAAAAGUGAAAUUCUUAAUUUUAAUAAAGGUUUUGCAAAUAAAAUAACUACAACUAUUCAAUCUGUCAUAUCAUCGCAUGGCGAUUCACAUGAUGCUGAUCCAGUAUGGAGUACAGAAAAUGAUUUGUAUGAGUUAAUGUCUCAAGUUGAAGAAGAUCUCGAGUCAAAUUGCAAUAAUAAUUUCGAUGAUAUAAUGACUCAUAUAUCUAAUGAUACAAAUCAUUUGUCUGGUGACAUGAUAAAGCAUUUCUGCGCUGGUAAUUUUCAAACAGUUGCAAGUGAAUCUCCUGAAAAUAACGAUUAUCUCAAUAACGUGAUUGAUACAAUUGAAUCAGGCUCUGUAAACUGUAAUACCAUUGAAAAUGCCAUCGUGAAUAAUCCAGGUCCAAUCACCGAAGAUGACAAUGCAUCUACUCAUAAUAAUCUUGAUGUACAAGAAACUACAUUUGCAAAUCACAAAAAUAUUGUCCUUAAUCAAGAAGAUUAUGUAGCUCUGAAAUCAACGUUUAGCCCCAUUUCGCAGACUACGCCGCAAAAAAUAGUUUCUGUUAUAGGAUUAUUAAAUAAAGCUGAUUAG
Molecule: messenger RNA, 1572 nt
Organism: Rotaria socialis
Lineage: Eukaryota; Metazoa; Rotifera; Eurotatoria; Philodinida; Philodinidae
Source: the annotation of a GenBank genome assembly